Molecule: messenger RNA, 598 nt
Organism: Symbiodinium necroappetens
Lineage: Eukaryota; Dinophyceae; Suessiales; Symbiodiniaceae
Source: the annotation of a GenBank genome assembly
GGGAUCGAUCAUGGCUAACGUGAUGCCUAUCACGCGGCGUGCGCCUGCGCACGUCCCGGCACAAAAUUACUCCCGCACCGAUAUCGAAAACCUCAUCGCGCAUCUGAUUGAUCUGCUCGAUGACAUGGAUGGCGAUCCAGACCUGGAGUGCGCCGACCGCGAGUCGAUCAUGACUUCUUUUGAUCCUACGCGCCGCCGCGCCUUGGGUGCGCUUGCCGCCUCGCCGGUCGCCCUGACGCUGCCCGCUGAAGCCGCGCCGCCGAUGACUCCGCAAGAGCGCCUAGAACACUAUUUCGAGGGUAUGGCCAAUGCGAUGGCCGAUAUGGCAUUCGGAAAAUGGGAGGUUCGUGUUGUCAGCGGCAACUCAGCCCAAGGCCUAUGUUUGCGCCAGAUCGGCAACCCGCAACGCGAGGCCAUGCAUCACCUAGAGAUGGCACUGCGGGCGCUGGAGGAUUGGACGCCGGGACGCUGGCGCAUGAACACGAAUUUUGAUCAUGCGUUCGCGCUGAUCAUCCGCAAUGAUGGGCCGUUAAGGGCCGACGAUGUGACCGGCACCACGGCCUACGCGGACUGGGAACGAUCAAAGAUUUCGAGUUGA